Molecule: messenger RNA, 3868 nt
Organism: Scatophagus argus
Lineage: Eukaryota; Metazoa; Chordata; Actinopteri; Scatophagidae
Product: fibulin-1-like
Exons: 15
Coding region: 369-2471 (700 amino acids)
Biological process (GO): extracellular matrix organization
Cellular component (GO): extracellular region
Molecular function (GO): calcium ion binding; peptidase activator activity
Source: RefSeq, a predicted model, not a curated record
AACCACCAGAUUACAAGAGGAGUCUCUGACACUUUACCAGAUUUGCUUUGAUUAUUUCUAUUUUGUUUACUUAUUUAGCGGGUAUUUAUGGCUAUUUAAUCCGCCUUUUCUCAAAGUGUCCCUGGUUUCUUUAUCUUCACCCAGGCAACACGUACUUUGGAUUUAGUUAUCUGCCGUGUUUGAAUUAUUCAGCAGUGCAGACAGUCACACACGGCUCCCUCCACCCCGCCCUCACCGCCCCCAAACCUCUAACUCCUCCGACACCUCCUGACGCUUCGACGGGGAUCUUCUCCUUCUGGACGGGGCUUUUCAGAGGAGACACACAACCUCCAGCUGCGGUUCAGCCGCCGAUCAUCCAGUACAUUCAUAUGAACGUAGAAGAAGAACAGUCGAAGGGGGGAAGACAUUUCAAACGGACUCCAAUGGCGCAGUGGACAAUACUUUUGAUUUCUUUGUAUGGAGUUCUGCAUGGACAAGAGAUUCAGCCUCCCACUUUACAAGACUGCUGUCAGGAUGGGAGGGAUCGGGGCCUGGGAGGACAAGACUGUACAAUCCUCCCCCUCAUCUCCUCGUCGCACAUCUGCAGGAUUGCACAGGAGCAGUGCUGUGCAGCAGCAGCAGAAGACCAACCCUGUGACAAUGGCAUCAAGAUGGCCUCUGAACAAGGGGCCUGUGAGAGGCCCUUCUUCCAAGGAGACCCCUGGGAAACUAAAAUCUCUAAGAUGUGUUGUGACUGCUGUGUGCUCGGUCUGAUGGUAGCGAGUCGUGGUUCGAGCUGUGACCUCCAGGGUUUGUCGCUGAGGAGGCAGUGUGCGUACGUGACUAAAACCUGCUGUGGCAAAAACACAACGGAGGAAAUCAAACCAGAUGAUAAAGAGCCAGUGACCGAAAAGCCUGAGGCUAAUGUUACUGCCAAACCUCCAGAGGGGUCUGACACCUGUAUAGACUCCACUUGCUCUCAGCUGUGUGUAGGCAAUGGUACAUGUGCAUGUCAUGACGGUUAUCAACUACAAAAGGAUGGAGUGAAUUGUGCGGAUGUUAAUGAGUGUUUGACUGGCAGUCACAACUGUGUCGUCGGCCACAUUUGCAUUAACACAGAGGGCUCCUUUCGCUGUCAGAGAGAGACCAGCUGUGGCACCGGGUAUGAACUCAAGGAUGACAAUACUUGCCAAGAUAUAAAUGAGUGUGCUUUGGGAACCCAUAACUGUGGGCCAGACUUUCUAUGCACCAACACAGCCGGCUCAUUCCGCUGCCACCCAAAGGAGACAUGCACAGUCGGUUUCAUUCAGGACGCCAUCGGCAGCUGCAUCGAUAUAAAUGAGUGUGUGGCACACACCAGUCCAUGUCUGCCUGGCCAGACGUGUGUGAACACAGUGGGCUCCUACACCUGUCGUAAGAACACAGUCACCUGUGGACGAGGCUAUCAUCUAAGUGUAGACGGCACACGUUGUGAAGAUGUGGAUGAGUGUCGUGCAGGAAAUGUGUGCGGCGACCAUGGUUGUGUCAACCUGGUGGGCUCGUACCGCUGUGAAUGCAGAAUUGGCUUCACCUUCAACAGCAUCACCAAACAGUGUGAAGAUAUUAAUGAGUGCAGGCAUUAUCCCGGACGACUGUGCGCUCACAAGUGCGAGAACACCGAGGGGUCCUACCAGUGCAGCUGCACCACUGGCUUCAAACUGUCCCAUGAUGGCAGGAACUGUGAAGACGUCAACGAGUGUGAGGCCAACCCUUGCAGCCAGGAGUGUGCCAACGUCUAUGGCUCCUACCAGUGCUACUGUCGCCGUGGUUACCAGCUGAGUGACAUGGAUGGGAUAACAUGUGAAGACAUUGAUGAGUGUGCUCUGCCUACUGGAGGUCAUGUGUGCUCCUACCGCUGCUCCAACGCCCCAGGAAGUUUUUACUGUACCUGCCCACCCGCAGGCUACACCCUCGCCGCCAAUGGACGCACAUGCCAAGACAUUGAUGAAUGUGCAGCAGGGAGCCAUACCUGUUCUGUGUCUGAAAGCUGCUUCAACAUCCAGGGAGGAUUUCGCUGUCUUUCCUUCGCAUGUCCUCCCAACUUCCGGCAAGCAGCGUGGGGCCGUUGCGAGCGCGUAACUUGCGAGUUCACGCAGGAUCCUGCAUCGUGUUUCUUGCUCCCGCUGAGAAUUUCCUUCUACAACAUCAGCUUUCCCAUCAACACUCCAGUCCCUGCUGAUGUCUUUCGGAUGGGACCCUCUAAUUCCGUGCCGGGAGACAAAAUGGUGUUCAAUAUAGCCUCCGGAGACGAGGAGGGCUAUUUUGGCGUGAAGCAGCAGGCUCACGGAGGAGAGAUCUCACUGCGCCGUUCCUUAACCCAGCCACGGGACUUCUUCCUGACUGUGGAGACGAGGCUGAUCCGCUACGGGACGACACAUCUGUACAUGGCCAAGCUCGCUGUGUUUGUCACACACGAGCUGUCCAUCCGGCCCUCAAGAACAUUUCCGUAUUAGGGGUCGUUGAAAUUAAAGGAAAUGUUUGAUGCCUGUCCCUAUUUUGUACUCACCACUCAUGUAUUGCGGUGUCUUUUGUUUUCAUCCAUCCUUUUCUUCAUAACCACCGCUCCAUUUGCCCUUUAAUGCAGUUAAAAGGGGCAAACCUAUAAAUCUUGUUGAGUGGAAAGACAGUCUACUUUUCACCCAACUCGAAAAUGAUGAUGCUGGAGUAUUUGAGUGGUUAUUUUAAAAAAAACAACUGAAUUUUUACAGCUAAAAAAUGCUUUCUUUUAUUCUGAGCAUCCAUCUGUUCCCAUUUCUUUUUAAUAUAUUCCAGUUAACCAAUCAAGUAACAUAUCAAACAGAGUCUGCUUUAGUGUUGCUGGAAUGCUUUUUGCAAUAAAUAGGGAUUGUAAGGUUGUCCCUGACUAAUUGCUAUAUUGAACUGAUUUGGAAAGCCAGAACUGAAUGUUUCUUAUGAAGAAAAGAAUGAUCGUGGAAAUAAAUCUCACUCGCUGUGACAUGUGUGGUGAAAAAAGUCCCAAAUUAUUCCUUUAGAGGAACAGUUCAACAUUUGGGGAAGUGCUCAUAUUUGCUUUCUUUCUUAAAGUUGUGUGAGAGGACUGAUAAUAGAGUUAGUGAACUUUAGAGGUGCUGGUAGGUAGAUCUUAUUAUUAUUAUACUGAGCAAAGCCAAGCCAGCUGCUACCAGUCUUUAUGCAAAGCUAUGCUAACUGGCUGCUGCCGCUUUACAUUGUUCAGACAUGAGAAUGGUAUCUCAUCUAACUCCCAACAAGAAAGUUAAUAAGCAUACCCCCCCCCAAAAAAACAAAUUAUGCCUUUAACACUGAGUAAAAUUAUUACUUUAACAGUAAAUGAUCGGUAACCAAAGCAGAGCAUCAAAAUUGCCCUGCAUUGCUUUUGUAUAUGCAAGGUGGGGGGUUUUUUCAGCUAUUUUAACAACACUCAGUACCAUUUUUUGUUAUUUAUUCUAGUAUUUGAAGUAGCAGUGGAUCUUUCCAAGAGUAGCACAUUGUACCACUAGAUGGGGCCCAUCAGCUAUUGAGGAUCUCUGCACCAUGACAUGAUGACGGGGUUAUUUAUUCACACUGAUGGCAGCUCACUCUACUUCAUGUCUGUGGAGCAGCUUCCCUUUAUGUGUACUUUCUGUGUGUUGGGAAUUAAAAAGUGACAGAUAAAAAUGACUUCUCAAUCUUUAAUAUCUAGGCACAAACACAUGCCGGCAAUGGUUUCUGCCACUGUUCUCAUGCUUCCUCCUCUGUGGUCGUUUCUAAUGUUGAAACCAAUUUUUCCUAUGAAGUGUUCCAAGUGGCCUCACCAUAGGAUCAAACGGGCCUCGCCUUAGCGGACAGCAAGAAAAAUAAGCAUGGCACUUAUUUAUGGGCACCUGGGGCU